AUGUCCAGAGCAUUAUCUUCUAGUAGGGUGCUAAUUGGCACCGAAAUUAUACACGCAACAGUUAUAUUUUCGAUAGAAACAGGUAAAAUUCUACACAUUGCAAAUCGAGUACUUGCAUCUGACGAUCCGCUACUCCGUCUAUACAAUGUUUUACCCAUAGAUUAUCGUAAUGUAUCGCCGGCGGUUAUUAUGCCAGGUUUAGUAGAUUCUCACGUCCACCUUAACGAACCGGGUCGUACUGAAUGGGAAGGGUUUGCAACGGGAACAAAGGCAGCAGCCGCGGGAGGUGUAACAACAGUAGUUGACAUGCCAUUGAACGCUAUCCCGCCAACUACAACUGUGGCCAAUUUUAAUUUGAAAAUAAAUGCUGCUAGGAACCAAUGUUGGGUAGAUGUUGGAUUUUGGGGUGGUUUGAUCCCUAAUAAUUUACAAGAUCUUAUUCCCUUGAUAAGAAUGGGUGUACGGGGAUUUAAAGCAUUUAUGAUUGAAAGCGGUGUAGAGGAGUUCCCCGCAGUCACCCCAAAAACUAUCCAUGAGGCGAUGAAGAUUGUUCGGCACGAAAACACAUUAUUGAUGUUUCACGCUGAAAUGCAACCAACAACAGAAAACAGGGUCGAGUUCAGUUUAUCAGAUGAUGGGUCUACUUGCAACAGUCCAGUAGAGUUUUCACCGGUACCUGCCCACGAAGACGAGCUUUUGAUAAGCACGGAUUUCGAUCUAGGCAUGUCCUCUUCUUUCAUUGAUAGGGCACCAAUGCCAGUAGUCAAACUACUCAAAAAGGAUCCAGGAAAUCACCAUGAUGAACACGAAAACUGUUGUCUUCCUCAUAACCACGCGGGUUCCAUAAAUCACAGUGUAUUAAGUGAUGAACAAGCAAUGGCAUUGGCCCAUAACCCCAUACUUGCAGGUGCUGAACCAACUUUUGGAAAAAACGCAAUAAAAGUGAAUAAACACAGUCGAAAUGGAUCAACAGAGGAGUCUUUACAAUAUAGACUUCACCCAGAACGAUUUGGGUCUUCUUUCUUCAAUGAAGACAUAAAAAUCGAUACCCCAUUAACUCUAGCAACAAAAGCAGAGCCGUUUUUAACAAACAUCGAUGCCACAUCAUAUGCUGCAUUCCUUGCUUCGCGACCAGACAAUUUCGAAACAACUGCAAUUGCAGAGAUUAUCAAUUGCUCUACACUAAUCCCCACCGUACCACUUCACAUUGUACACUUGGCAACUCACGAAGCUGUUCCAUUGCUCAGGGCAGCAAAAGUAAAGGGACUUCCAAUUACAGCAGAAACUUGUUUCCAUUACUUGUCUCUUUGUGCCGAGAAAAUCGGCAACUGCUCUACUCAUUUCAAGUGCUGUCCACCAAUACGUACAGAUGACAAUAGAAAAUUGUUAUGGAAAGCGUUACGCAACGACAUUAUCACCACAAUCGUGAGCGACCAUUCCCCGUGCACGCCCGAUCUCAAGGGAUUAGAAAAGGGAGAUUUUUUCGAAGCUUGGGGCGGUAUAUCUAGUGUUGGACUUGGAUUACCAAUAUUGUUUACCGAGGGUCAAAAGCUCAAUCCGCCUAUUAGUCUUGUGGAAAUUAACAAAUGGUGUUCAUUAAAUACCGCAAAACAAGUAGGUUUGGAGAAUAGGAAAGGCGCCAUUAAAAUUGGGUAUGAUGCCGAUUUAUGUAUACUUGACACGGAAGCAACAUUCAAAAUUGAGAAUGACAAAACUUUUUUUAAGAAUAAAUUGACUGCUUAUGAUGGUAUGGAGUUUAAGGGGAGAGUAUUGGAAACUAUUGUCAGAGGUAAUUCAGUUUAUGCAUUUGGUAAGGGCCAUUCUGAUAUACCACUAGGAAACUUGUUACUAGAACCAAGGAAGAAAGGGGAGAUAUAA
Messenger RNA from Lodderomyces oxycetoniae, 1878 nucleotides. It is a transcript of the gene DAL1, whose product is annotated as allantoinase. Gene Ontology annotation, cellular component: cytoplasm. The record is from RefSeq and is a predicted model, not a curated record. Bases 1 to 1878 code for a protein of 625 amino acids. Gene Ontology annotation, molecular function: allantoinase activity. Gene Ontology annotation, biological process: purine nucleobase catabolic process. NCBI's taxonomy places the organism in Eukaryota, Fungi, Ascomycota, Pichiomycetes, Serinales, Debaryomycetaceae. The transcript has a single exon.